CCCAAUUACCCCCGUCGCCUCCGAUCAUACCCAUCACCACCCCAGCACCCUCAAAUCUCUCUCCCUCUCCCUCUCUCUCUCUCUGCGAUCGCCAUGGCUGACGAUACCUCCGUCGAGAAGAUCUCCAUCUCUGGCCCCACCCUGGCCUCCAUCAUCCAUCGCUUCACCUCCUCUCCUGGCGAUGUCGACGGUCUCCUCUUCGGCCACGUCACCCGCCUUCCCCCUCCCGAUCUCCACGACGACGACCCCUCUUCCGCCGCCUCCACCGCCAGCUCGUCCCCCCUUUCGGCCACGGUCACCGGCAGCUUCUGCUCCGGCUCCCCCAUGGGUUUAUACGACGCCCUCGGCCGCCUCGACCUGCCCGCCAUCCGCCGCGCCUUCGCCGCGGCCGACCACCGACCCCCCGGCUGCUCCCUCCUCGGAUGGUUCUCUGGACGCCGCCGCUCCCCCGUCCGCCCCUCCAUGCGCGAGUUCGCCGUCUCCCUCUCCCUCUACAAAUCCCCAAUCCUAACCCUAGACGAACGCCCCCGCUCUCCCCAUCCCGAUCUCCCUCCGAAGCACUGCAUCUUCCUCCUCCUCUCCUCCUCGCCAUCUCCGAACCAUGCGGUUCACACCCACGAGUACCGGGCCUUCGUGUUCCGAUCGACGGCCGGCGGCAGCGGCGUCCUCGAGCCGAGAUCGCUGGACGUCAUCAAUGUAGGCCCUGCCUUCCGGGGGCAGUAUAGUUCCUUCUCGCCGGAGUCGGCGUUCCCGUGGAUGCCGUGCUGGUCGAAGGGCGUCGAGGAAGGGGAGAGGGAGAGGAGAUGCAAGAAAGGGGAGAGCCUCCGGGAGGCGGAGAGGGAGCUGCGGCUUCUGGAGUCCUCUGCGGAGGGAUUCGGGCUGGAGAGAUUGGAGCGGCUGGUGGGGCCAGGGGCGGCAGAGUACCCCUCCGAGUUGGAGGACUUGUAUACGAAGAUGCUGCUCAAGGUGGAGGGCCUGGCGAGGCUCGUGGAGAAGAGCUCAGCUAGGGUUCUUGAGCAGGAAAAUCGAAAUUCAUUAUUGCGAAACAAGUUAGCCGGGAUGGAAUGAGAUUUGUGUCUGUUGGAGUCCUUUUAUCACAAUCUGCCCUUUUCAGUGCAUUAAUGUUCCAAAUGAAGGCUGGUUGCUUUGACAGAAUGCUAGAGAGCGGAUGGAAGCACCAUGGAUGAGGUGAAGAGGAGACUAGGAAAUGCUGUUACGGUUUUGUUGCCUUGAAUCGUCUAGGGAAAAUUACGUUCUAUUAUAAGAGUUAGCUCAACUUGUGUUUAUGAAGGAUGGUGGAGAGCAACAAUGCCGAGGACACCAAUCCUGGGUAGAUUUUGACUUAAAAAGAGAGACAUCUUGUUGGGGUCUAUGUAUAUUGUGGAGAAAUACGUUCCUCUGAAAAUUAAGAAAUAUUACCAUCCGUGAUGUCGCAUGAUGUUGCUGCUUGAGUUUCUUCCCUUUUUGUUAUAUGGAGCUAAAAGCUGUUGUUUCAUUUGUUCUAGACAAGGUCUAAUGGUAUCUCCACAGCCUUUUGUUUAAGAA
Molecule: messenger RNA, 1545 nt
Organism: Elaeis guineensis (African oil palm)
Lineage: Eukaryota; Viridiplantae; Streptophyta; Magnoliopsida; Arecales; Arecaceae
Cellular component (GO): nucleus
Molecular function (GO): polyubiquitin modification-dependent protein binding
Source: RefSeq, a predicted model, not a curated record